This is a messenger RNA of Labrus bergylta (ballan wrasse), 2866 nucleotides long. It is a transcript of the gene hdx, whose product is annotated as highly divergent homeobox. Gene Ontology annotation, biological process: regulation of transcription by RNA polymerase II. Gene Ontology annotation, molecular function: RNA polymerase II cis-regulatory region sequence-specific DNA binding; DNA-binding transcription factor activity, RNA polymerase II-specific. Lineage: Eukaryota; Metazoa; Chordata; Actinopteri; Labriformes; Labridae. The record is from RefSeq and is a predicted model, not a curated record.
CCUGUCUGCAAACACGUCACAAUCAUGAUUAGAAUUGAUGAUCGGACGUUCUGAUUUCAUUGUCUAGCAAAAGGGGACUGGUGGAGAAAUCUGCUGAAUUUGAACGUUCGCCUGAUUUUGACAUCAACAAUGCCUCAUGACCCGGCACUGUGUCAACCGGACAGGAUGAGUACAGUCAAAGUUGUGCCAAUCUAGAGACAUGGAGGUUUUGCUGUGAUCUGCAUGGCAGCCCCCUCUCCUCUAGUAGCAGAAUGGAUGCAUGGUCACAAAGACGCGGUCUGCAGACUAUGAACCUGCGGUCCGUGUUUACAGCCGAGCAGCAGAGGAUCCUGGAACGUUACUAUGACAAUGGGAUGACCAAUCAGAGCAAGGCUUGCUUUCAGCUAAUACUGCAGUGUGCUCAGGAGGCCAAGUUGGACUUCAGUGUAGUACGGACAUGGGUUGGCAACAAACGGCGAAAGCUCGCCUCCAAGGUAGAACAGAACGGAGGCAUGUCUCAUUCCUUAUCCAGUCAUGGACUCGCUGGGGGACUACUCUCAAAUCACACAUUAGCUGGGGGUGCUCUGUCCAAUCAUAGCCUGGCUGCCAGGGCGCUGCUUCCUGCUGAAAUGGCCGCAGCAAGGAGCACCAUCCAGAACCGUCUGCACCUUCUCCCUCCAUCCUCGACCUUCCCUUCUUUCUCUGCAGCAUCUUCCUCUCCUUCCUCUUCUUCGCCCCUAAGCAGCAGAAGCAACAACAACAACAACAAUAAUGACGUCAUACUGACAGGGAUCUACUCUCUCAACUCCAUCCCUCGCUCCAGACCAAGACCAACAGCCUCCUCAUCAGAUUCAGACUCUGAGCUUUCUGCACACACGUCCUCCUCUCUGAUCAAGCAGGCACUGCAGAGCAGGAGCAGCUCCACUAAUGCACCCCUACACUCCAAGCUGGUCUCACUGUCUCAAAAUCUCCCUUCCCUCACAUCUGCCUCAGGGCCUUUAGUCUACACUGCAGCCAGGAAGGGGACUUUAUCCCUUGGGGAGGCAGGUGUUGGUGUCGGAGCUGGGGUAGUACCUCACAGCUGGACUAGGCAGUACGGUACAGCGCAAACUCGCCCAUGGUCCUCUUCCUCACAGUCCCAGAUUAAGCCUCAGCCCAGACCUCACUCCAACCCCCAACCUCAGCUACCUGCCCCUCAGAGGCCCCGCGUCUCCCUCCCAGUACCGAACUCUAGCUCCACCUGUGAACCUUCACCCCGUAUCCAGCAGGUCUUCUCUUUGUCAGAAAGAGGGGAGGGGGGAAUACAUAAGCAAAGUCAGGUGUCUACUCCUAAAGGUCAGGAGCCUCAGAGGUCAGCAUCCAUUUCCCUGGACAACAGUCAUAACUUCUCUAUUGCCAUGGAAACUGGAGAUGAAGAAGAUGAGUGGCAAAGGGAAGAGGAGUUGGCAAAUAUGGCAGCUCAGACACACAUCCACAGGGAGCGGACGUCGACCAGUCCGACCAGGGCGGAGGUGUCAGUGGUGAGAGGAGGACACACCCCCCCUGUGACCGGCUCCAGGACGGCACUGCUUCACAACAACACAACUCUUCAGGGCAGCUACUCUCUCACAGCACAGACCUCACUUCCAGGGGAAUCCAGCUCACAGACUUCAGUCGGUGUGUCUGCUGCACCCUGGGUUAUCAGCAACUCCAGAAAGAGAACAUUGCAGGAUCGGACCCAGUUCAGUGAUGGAGACCUCAUCCAACUGAAGCGCUACUGGGACAGAGGCAUGACCAGCCUGGGCUCAGUCUGCAGGGAAAAGAUUACCGCUGCAGCCAACCAGCUCAAUGUAGACACUGAAAUAGUCAAGACAUGGAUCAGUAACAGACGAAGGAAGUACCGUCUGAUGGGUAUUGAAAUCCCACCACCCAAAGGUGGGCCUGCUGUAUUCACCUCAUCCCCGGGAAACGAAUCUCCAGGAGCACUCAGCCUUGACGAGGAGCGUCUCAGAACACCUGAACUUGGAGAUGACUUGAAUGAUGGUGGAUCUAUCUGCCUGUCUGAAGAUGGCACCAUUGACUCACAAUGGCGAGACGGAGAAGAUGGAACAGAUUUGUCCACUGCUGCUCCUCUAGCCAACAAUGUGAAGAUUGAAGUGAUCGAUGAGGACGAAGAAGAAGAGGAUCAUUAUGAUGGUGAAUUAGUGGCUUCAGACCUUGAUCAAAUGCAGAGCCUGCUGGAAUUCAAGCAUGAAGAAGUACAGUUCUUAGAAAUCGAGCUAGAGAACCAAAAACAAAGAUACGAGGAGCUUGCGAACUUCACCAAGAGCCUGCUCAGUGCUGUGAGAAAUAAUGACCUGGAGAGACAGAAGGAACUCAUGGCCAGUCUACCUCAGCCUUCAGACCAGGACUGGGACAUGGCUUUGGAGAGUGGAACUCAACCUGCUGCUGUGUCACCAGACGCCUCCGUUGACCAUGACGACUCCCCGGCAGCUGGUGCUAACGACACGGAGCAUACACCAUCUUAUGAAAAAGUCCCUUUGGUCACUAAAAAUGAGGAUCACACAGCUCGAGAAGUUACUGAGCCCUCUGCAUCAGAGGAGCAGCUACAGGAAGAGGUGCCGGAACAAAAGUGACUGUCUCCCGUAUAUUAACUCACAUAGACUCUACAGAUGCUUCUUUGUGAAGCUGCAGAAGACCAGCUUCACAAAGAAGCUGGUUUCACAAAAUAAAGACUUUAUGGUCUUGCAUUUACAGAAAAACUCUCUGUAACACUCAUGCUCUUUGCCCAGUGCCUGUGGAUUGAUGCUUCACUAUGACUGUUGGGCUGACAAAUGCCUUUUUUACUGCAUAUCAUUCGCCUUGUUCUGGACAAGUCCAGAGAGAACAAUAAAUGACCUCUAACUUA